Messenger RNA from Amphiprion ocellaris (clown anemonefish), 4846 nucleotides. It is a transcript of the gene tlr7, whose product is annotated as toll-like receptor 7. Gene Ontology annotation, biological process: toll-like receptor signaling pathway; canonical NF-kappaB signal transduction; positive regulation of interleukin-6 production. Bases 1671 to 4832 code for a protein of 1053 amino acids. The transcript is spliced from 2 exons. Gene Ontology annotation, molecular function: protein binding; pattern recognition receptor activity. NCBI's taxonomy places the organism in Eukaryota, Metazoa, Chordata, Actinopteri, Pomacentridae. Gene Ontology annotation, cellular component: plasma membrane. The record is from RefSeq and is a predicted model, not a curated record.
ACCAAAAAGCACUAAAAACAGAGACAAAUUUCAUUCUUCAUACAGAAAAGUUUCUUGACCUAUGUUUAGUUUUGUAACUAUGUUUAAUAAUUCAUGAUUUUACCAUUCACUCAAGUCUGAGUGGUGGAAAUGCUUUUUGCAUUAAUGAUGAUGAUGGUCUGUUUCACUUCCUUGGCUGCCAAGAGAGUGUUUGCGCAAUGUUAUGUGUGAGAGUAGUCGCGCACAUGUCGCAUUAUGUGAAUUCAGCUGAAUAAAACAAGGCUGUCAGAGUCAACAGCCACACUAGCAACUCUUUGAAGCUUUGAGCUGAAUGCUAAGAUCAGCCAGUGCUACCAUGCUCAUAUUUAGCAGAUAUAAUGUUGACUUAUUCAUUUUUACUACAAUCAAACACAAAGCACAGCUGUGGCUAAUGGAAAUAUUAUUAGUUUAGACCUGGUGGAACUCGGGUUAGUUUAAAGGGACUUGUGCUAAAUUUUAUGGCAGACUAUCACACAGUCGUCUGACAUUUUAGCUUACAUGUGACAUACUAUAGCCACACGGUAAAUUGGAUUCACCACAAAUGUUUGUUCAAAAUUCUGUGCCAAUUCCGUUCAAAAGUGUGGCGAUAUUUAACAGGAAAAAAAUAAAAUGAUGGUGGUGCUUGAGGAACAGACCAGCAGCCACAAAAUCACUAGAAUAGCUAAAAAAGACGCUUUGCCAAUCAAUUAGAUAUUAUUUAUAUAGCACUUUUCAUGCAAAUGGAAUAUAAGGCAAAGUGUUUUAUAAAACAAAAAAAAAAUCCUUACCCCCUCACACUACUCUCAACUGAGAUAUACUGUCAUAAGUAAAUUUCAUAAAUAAAAAUGAACUAAAAGAAAGAUUUUUAAAGGUAGGUCUUCAGUUUGGUUUUAAAAAAUAUCAGCAUUUUCUGCUGCCUUCUAAUCUUCAGAAAAGGCUGUUCCAGACGGCACAAUUGCAAGGAUGUCUCACUGCAGGUUUUUGCUAAAGACUCUUUGCCAUCUUUUUUACUAUGAAUGUGGCUGAUCAGGUAUAUGCUUUGCAUGACAAUACUGAAUCUGUUCAGUUGAUGUCUCAAGAGGGACCAGACAUACACACUGUCUGAUCAGUCUGAAUAGCUGAGAGUUACUCAGUCGUACAGCCACAAAGCAGCUACACAUAACAGAAAAACAAUUCUGCCCACUGCCAAAAUUACAUGUUUACCCAGUAAGGUGGUAUACCUAAAGCCAAGCCUCGGUUUCACAUUCCUCUGCACGCUCAUGAGAAAUGAAACUACUCUUAUCACACGUGCUGGUCACUAAAAUACCUGUAAUUCCACCAGCUGUAUGUGUCAUACUGUACACUAAAAGCAAAUUACAGAUUAAUAAACUUGAUCUUUGUAUUGUAAACAAAAACAUCAUUAGUAAUAUUGUCAUAAAUCACAUUUCUAUAACAAACAUCUAUCAGUGAACCGGUACAGACAUGGGAGAAGAUGGAAGAUUUUGAUGUGCCUGGUUUCUAACAAACUUAAGGAAGUGAUUCUUGCUAAUUUUAUACACAAAAGGCUAACUCUGCCACCUGUUACUUUCAUGUUAUCACUUCAGAAGUGAAUAUCACGCUUCUUUCAGUACUCUGUCAAACUUCACAAUAGAACUCUUGAUAGCAGGAUCUCUUUUCAGUCUCUCACGUACAUAAUGUUCAUCCACCUGAUGUAUGUGGCACUGCUGGGCUUCUGGUCUUUUCUCCCUAAUUCGACAACUAGCAUCUCUUACCCAAAAACUCUGCCAUGUGAUGUUAUUGAUGACAACAACGGGACUGAGGUAAAGGUGGACUGCACCGAGAGAAGCCUCACAUACAUCCCCUAUGGCAUCCCAAGAGACACCACCAACCUGACGCUCACCAUCAACCACAUUCCUUCAUUAAACUCUACCUCCUUUCACGGUCUGGAGAACUUGACUGAGAUUGACAUGAGGUGCAACUGUGUGCCCAUCAAAAUCGGCCCCAAGGAUCGUGUGUGCAUCAAGAGCGUGACGAUUGAGGAAAAUACCUUCACCACGCUGAGGAAUCUGCGAGCGCUGUAUCUAGAUGGCAAUCAGCUCGACAGUAUACCUAAAGGCCUGCCUUCCAAUCUGAUCCUCCUGAGUUUGGAAGUGAAUCACAUUUACAAUAUUUCUAAAGCAAAGCUGUCUGAGAUCAGAAAUGUUGAGGUGCUUUACCUUGGACAAAACUGCUAUUAUCGUAACCCCUGUAAUAAUUCUUACGGCAUAGAGGACGGUGCAUUUGCACAGUUUUACAAUUUAAAAUUGUUGUCUCUUAAGUCAAAUAACCUGUCCUUCAUUCCACAUCAACUACCUACAAGUUUAAGGGAGCUGUAUCUCUAUAACAAUAACAUUACAGAAGUCACUGAUGAGGAUUUCAAAAACUUAACUAACCUUGAGAUUCUAGACAUCAGCGGAAAUUGUCCUCGAUGCUACAAUGCCCCUUUCCCAUGCACCCCCUGCCCGAAUAAUGCACCACUUAAGAUCAGCAAAACGGCUUUUAAAAUGUUGACAAAACUAAAGACAUUACGCCUGCACAGUAACUCCCUGACAAGUGUGCCACGGGAAUGGUUUGACAGCACAUCAGAGCUCAGGGUGCUUGAUCUCUCCUCAAAUUUUUUAGCAAGAGAGAUAGGAGUCACUGCCUUCCCAAAAUCCCUGAGCAAACUAGAGGAGCUGGACCUUUCAUUUAACUACGAGCUUCAGAGGUAUCCUCAAACACUGAGACUGAGCUACGCUUUCUGCUAUCUCCAGUCUCUUAAAAUUCUCAGAAUAAAGGGCUUUGUGUUUCAGCAGCUAGAACCAGAAAGCAUUGCUCCUUUAAAAUCUCUACCAAACCUGAAGGUUGUAGAUCUGGGUACAAACUUCAUUAAAAUAGCAAACCUUAGUAUUCUGAUGGAAUUAAACAGCUUUGAAAUAAUCAGUCUGUCUGACAACAAAAUAUCUUCACCCUCCGAGGGCCAAGAAUCCUUUGGUUUCUCUGGAGGAGAGCCCUUUCACUGGUCUCCUAUGUCGGCCUCUGCUGAGUACCAAAAUCAGGAAGUGAGAGAGAUUCAUUACUUCAGGUAUGAUGAAUAUGCUCGCAGUUGCAAAUACAAAGAUAAAGAACUUGGAAUUAUUACAUCUUUUGUCAACAGGGACUGUAGUCAGUUUGGGAAAACUCUGGAUGUGAGCAGAAAUAAUAUAUUCUUCUUGCAUUCAAGAUUUUUGAAUCUUAAAGAGCUGAGAUGCCUUAAUCUGUCCGGAAAUGCAAUGAGCCAAAGUCUGAAUGGCUCUGAAUUUACCCAUCUGAGUAAUUUACAGUAUCUGGAUUUCUCAUCCAAUCGGCUGGACCUGCUCUACUCCACCGCAUUUAAAGAGCUGACAAACCUAGUCAUUCUGGAUAUAAGUAACAAUAACCAUUAUUUCGAAUCAGAAGGCUUGACUCACAUGCUUAAUUUCACAAAGAAUUUAAAAAAGCUCAAGACACUACUGAUGAACCACAACAAGAUCUCUACCUCCACCAACACAGAGCUGGAGAGUGAAUCUCUAGAGAGGUUAGAGUUCAUAGAUAACCGGUUAGAUAUGUUGUGGAGAGAUGGAGACAACAGAUUUGUCAACUAUUUCAAAAAAUUACUUAAUCUGGCUGUCCUCGAUAUCUCUGAAAACAACCUCAAUUGUAUUUUAGCUGAUGUGUUGAUCGGUUUGCCAGACAAGCUGUCCGAGCUCUACAUUAAAAACAACAGAAUAAAUUCAUUUGCCUGGGAGAAGCUCCGAUUUUUAAAGUAUUUAAAAGUCUUAGAUCUCAGUGGAAACAGCUUAACUACGGUUCCAUCCAUGCUGUCAAACUGUACAACAUCUCUCACGACACUCAUCUUACAAAAAAACCACAUCCUAAAACUCACAUCAGAUUUCCUCAAGAAUGCCUAUAACUUAAAACAUCUGGAUCUUAGCUCUAAUUACAUACAAUACAUUGAAAAAUCCAGCUUUCCUGACGAUGUUCUUAAUCAAAUGGACAUGUUACUUCUGCACAACAACCAGUUCUUGUGUACUUGCAAUGCUACUUGGUUUGUCAAAUGGCUCAACAGUACCUCGGUAACCAUUCCUAGGCUGGGUACAGAUGUUAACUGUGCUGAUCCAGGGGCACAGAGAGGUCAGGCUGUGGUCUCAGUGGACCUGUUGGCCUGCCAGCACAACUACCUGUCAAUCAUUCUCUACACCCUCAUGACUUCCCUCAUCCUCAGCUUCCUCACCCUGUCCAUCUCCAGCCAUCUCUUCCUGUGGGACGUCUGGUACAUCUACCACUUCUGCAGGGCCAAGCUCAAAGGCUAUGGCCGCCUGUACUCCCAGAGUGCCGUCUAUGAUGCCUUUGUGAUCUACGACAAGGAGGAUCCUGCGGUGUCAGAGUGGGUGAUGAAGGAAAUGUGCGUGCAUCUGGAGGACCGCGGAGAACGACGCCUGACGCUGUGUCUGGAGGAACGAGACUGGAUCCCUGGAUGUCCCCUGAUUGACAACCUCUCCCAGAGCAUCCACAAGAGCAAGAGGACCGUGUUCAUUCUCACCAAAAAGUACAUCAAAGGGGGGAACUUCAAGACAGCUUUUUACAUCGCCAACCAAAGGUUAAUGGAUGAAAAAAAUGACGUUAUUGUACUGAUUCUCUUGGAGAAAGUACCUUGCAAUUCAAAGUACCUGAGAUUACGGAAGAGGCUGUAUAAGCGCUCUGUGCUGGAGUGGCCCACAAAUCCUCAAGCUCAGCCAUACUUCUGGUUCAGCCUGAGAAGUGUUUUAGCAACUGAAAGUCACAAGCAAUACAGUAAUCUCUUCAAAGAGACGCUAUAAAUAGAACAAUUACU